Molecule: messenger RNA, 1054 nt
Organism: Fukomys damarensis (Damara mole-rat)
Lineage: Eukaryota; Metazoa; Chordata; Mammalia; Rodentia; Bathyergidae
Gene: Dnajc25
Product: DnaJ heat shock protein family (Hsp40) member C25
Exons: 5
Coding region: 1-819 (272 amino acids)
Biological process (GO): protein folding
Cellular component (GO): endoplasmic reticulum membrane
Source: RefSeq, a predicted model, not a curated record
AUGCGGAUGAGGCGUCCCUUUCCCGCCGAGGAGGCUUUCCUGCUGGUGGCGACCGCCUACGAGACUCUCAAGGAUGAAGAAACACGGAAAGAUUAUGACUACAUGCUGGAUCACCCCGAAGAAUACUACAGCCAUUACUACCACUACUAUAGCAGACGCCUAGCUCCUAAAGUGGAUGUUAGGGUAGUGAUUUUGGUCAGUGUGUGUGCUAUUUCAGUGUUUCAGUUUUUCAGCUGGUGGAAUAGCUACAAUAAGGCAAUUAGCUACCUAGCCACAGUGCCAAAGUACCGUAUCCAAGCAACAGAGAUCGCCAUACAGCAGGGACUGCUCAAGAAAGCCAAAGAAAAAGGCAGAAACAAGAAGUCCAAAGAAGAAAUUCGUGACAAGGAGGAGAACAUCAUAAAGAACAUUAUAAAAAGUAAAAUAGACAUAAAGGGAGGCUACCAGAAACCCCAAAUACAUGAUCUUCUCCUGUUUCAAAUUAUCUUAGCUCCUUUUCACAUGUGCUCAUAUAUAGUCUGGUAUUGCCAUUGGAUUUAUAAUUUUAACAUCAAAGGCAAAGAAUAUGGGGAAGAAGAGAGACUGUAUCUCAUACGUAAAUCUAUGAAGAUGUCAAAGUCUCAGUUUGAUAGUCUAGAAGAUCAUCAGAAAGAAACUUUUCUUAAACGGGAGCUCUGGAUAAAGGAGAACUAUGAGGUUUACAAACAAGAACAAGAAGAAGAAUUAAAGAAAAAAUUGGCAAAUGACCCUAGAUGGAAGAGAUACAGGAGAUGGAUGAAGAAUGAAGGGCCUGGACGGUUAACAUUUGUGGACGAUUGAAGAUUGAUGGAAUGCUACAAUGCCAAACUUUAAUUUGAUAUUAUUUUUCAUAACUGAAUUAUUUUAGAAAUGUAUCAACUGCUCAUCGGCAGUAACUUAUAAUUCCAGAAGUAUUUGAUUAAACAGAAUAAUGCAGAAAUUUCAACUUUCACUUAAAACUUUAUACAUAAAACAUUUAUGAUUGUUCAAUUUUUAUAAUGUAUUUAUGGAUUUUGUUAAAAGAUUUGACAUAAAA